Messenger RNA from Penaeus vannamei (Pacific white shrimp), 2417 nucleotides. It is a transcript of the gene Ppcdc, whose product is annotated as phosphopantothenoylcysteine decarboxylase. Gene Ontology annotation, molecular function: FMN binding; phosphopantothenoylcysteine decarboxylase activity. Gene Ontology annotation, biological process: coenzyme A biosynthetic process. The record is from RefSeq and is a predicted model, not a curated record. Gene Ontology annotation, cellular component: phosphopantothenoylcysteine decarboxylase complex. NCBI's taxonomy places the organism in Eukaryota, Metazoa, Arthropoda, Malacostraca, Decapoda, Penaeidae.
ACUUGGGUUGCCGCAUGGAGAAAGGUCUAAUGGCCAAGGAAGAGUGGAGUAAGCUUGGAUUUUCUGAUCUAGCCGGCAGCAAAGUAGAGUCAUCGUGAAGGAAGAUAAACUAGGCUUGAGAGUGAAGUUAGUUCCGUUGCGCUGUGCUCAAGAUGUCCUGGCUACCAGCACCACGAGGAGGGCCACGCAUCGUCCUGGGUUGCACAGGGAGUGUGGCUGCUAUCAAGGUUCCCGAGCUGGCGCGGCGACUCAAGGAACGUGGAGCUAGUGUCAUCAUUGUGCCCACGGAGCGUGCCUGCCAUUUCCUGCGAUGCCAAGCCAAGGUAGACCCCGUAGCCAUGCAGCGGCCACUCAGGGUAGGGGGGGCAAGUGCAUUCAAACCUGUGGCCAAGAGCAUGGGCAAUGGGGAGAAGAGUAACGACAGUGCAGAAAUGAACAUUACUAACAGUGAAAUUUGUAGCCACUGUGGUUCAAGAACUCCUGCUAAGGUUCUCAGACCGACGGACCUCGAUAAAAGUGCCUUUAAGUCAUUGUACCCCGACCUGAACUUUGUGCUGGAUGAGGAUGAGUGGUCUGCUUGGCAAGGGCGUGGAGACUCAGUGCUCCACAUUCAGCUGCGAGAAUGGGCACAGGUCCUUGUGAUUGCUCCCUUGGAUGCCAACACCAUGGCCAAGAUGGCACAGGGGCUCUGCGACAACCUGCUUACCUGUAUUGUGCGAGCUUGGGAUGUCUCGAGGCCACUUGUGUUUUGUCCAGCUAUGAACACCCAUAUGUACUCCCACCCUCUUACCAUGAAGCAUACAGCCAUUCUUAAGGAAUUGGGCUACAUAGAAGUGUGUGUGAUAAGCAAACGGCUGGCAUGUGGGGAUGUUGGCCUGGGGGCCAUGGCAGAGGUGGACAACAUUGUGGAUGCAGUGAUGCAGGAGCUGCCAGGCGAGCACCGGGUGUCGCACGGCCCUUUCUAAUCUUAGGGAACCGCCUUAUUCCUCGACUUAGAAGAAUUUUCCUCAUAGUGAGCAUGGGUAGCAGUGCAUUAGUAAAGUAGAACUAGUUUUUUUCUGGUGAAAUUACUGAUUACUGACAUAGUUGGAUCAAUUAACCGUGCAAAAUGUAUAUAUAUGAUUACAGAUAGAUAAACGGAUGGACUGUGAAAUGUAUAUAUUUGAGAUGGGCGUUGAUUCAAAAAUAUGUAUACCAGGAAGCUUUGAAGUAAAAUAAUGAUCAUGAUUGAAGAGAGAACAGUAAUCUUAAAUCCCUUGUGUUAAAAGAAAUGUGAAGUCAAGAAAAUCAGAUACAUAAAGGCUGGCUAAAGUUGUAAAGGGAAGAUUUAUUUAUGAGUCAUUCUUUUCAGAUUAAAAGGUGUUUUAGUCCACAGGGGUUAGGGAUGGCUAAUGUGUGUUUAUGUGUUUGUCUUGAAGUAGCUGUGUAAGUUUGCAGAAUAAAGAAAAUCAGAAUAUUUUGAAGAGUAAAGAUUAAAAUCAGGGUAUAUAUCAUCAAUAUAUUGCCCUUUAUAACUUACUUGCUCUAUCCAAAUUUUCUUCAAGUAAACAUUAAUUUUAGAAAAGGCAAGGCAAAAGAAGAAUGCCUUCUUAUCUCUUAUUUAUCACAUAAAUACACUUCCCUUCCUCUUGAUAGAUUCCUUUUCAAUUUGGCCGGAGGUAGAAUAUAUACAUCAAAUGCAUCUAAACUGUAUAUUGAGGGUGUAUGGCUCCAUAGGUUGAUAACAGAACUUUCUUUACACUAGAUGCUGUCCAUCAUGCCAAGUUUUCACCAAUUUAUUGGAAAUGUAAAUAUAGAUAUAUACAAAGAUAAUUCCAAGACGAUUCUAGAGCUGGUUGCAACUGAAAAACAACAACUUUCUAAUAGACCAAAAAGCUAGUUCUUCUUUCAUUAAAUGAGCUUUAUUAGAUAGUUAAAACAGAUAUAGGGAUUCACUAAGAUGUAGGAAUAGUGUCUGUACUAGUCCUAGCAUUGAGUUCUGAGGUGAUAUUUAGUUUUCUAGUGUUACGUAAAGAGUACAUUGUAGUGGGGGUUUCUUUUAAGGUUUCUCCAGAGAGUUAUGUUGAUGCAUUUGAUUUCAUCUUAUCUUUGAUUUGUCUUUCUCUUGGUGUCAUAUAUUAUAUUUAUGAAUAUUAAUGUAAAUAAAGUAUUGCUGAACAUUUGUAAGAAAAAGGAAAAGAUAAAACAUUUUGAUAAUACUGUAGAUUAUUAAUGACAUAUAUAUUUACCUGACUCUUCCAUCAGGCUAGCAUAAGCUUGUAUUUUUGAAGAGAAAGAGGCACAAAGUUGUCUUGGGAGUAUCGGUUUGAAUUUUACUAUGCAUAUGCAUUGGAAAACAUGUAUGUAAAUAAGCUGGACAUUUCUUGGCUUGAAAUGUCAUAUAUUUCGUGAAUACUUCUGAACGAGUGCUAGAAGUU